This is a messenger RNA of Neocloeon triangulifer, 1175 nucleotides long. RefSeq lists its product as uncharacterized. Bases 141 to 1037 code for a protein of 298 amino acids. The record is from RefSeq and is a predicted model, not a curated record. Gene Ontology annotation, molecular function: acyltransferase activity, transferring groups other than amino-acyl groups. The transcript has 4 exons. NCBI's taxonomy places the organism in Eukaryota, Metazoa, Arthropoda, Insecta, Ephemeroptera, Baetidae.
GUAGGUGUUUCACUCUGAAGUAAAAAUAAGUCAUCGCACAUAUUAGGCUGCUUCCGCUGCUUAUAAGUGCACAGCAUUAUUCAAACUAAAUCUCAUUAAAACAUAAAUAAUAUCAGUGUUAAUUUCCCUUAAAUACGGAAAUGUCCCUGGACAUUUUACAACCAUUGGACGAUGACGAAAUUCCUCAACUGCUGGACGUCCUGAGCAAGGACCUGCCUCACAGUGCUUGGAUUUACAAUUUCAUCAAGACGCAAUUUGACUGGGCCCGUAAAAUGAGGUGGGUGCGUCUGUUGGUUUUGUGUCCGUACGGCGACUGGACUUUGGGGACCGUCAUCGCCCUUAAUAUAGGACUGGCGGACGAAUGCAAGAUUUUCGGCGCGAUUCACAGCAUGGAGAGUGACGCGGCGUUGUUGAAAAAGUGUCUCAUGGAGACGGACUCGAUUCCGUGGAGGGCCAUCUCGGACUACGUCACGGUCAGUGAGAGGCACGCCGACGUCUAUCUGGAGGCACUCGAGGCCAAGGGGCUGCGGGUCAAGCACCAGGCCACCUGCGCCGUCGCCUACAUGCCGCCCCAACAAGCUGCAAAUCUUUCACAACCACAAGUGCCGAGCGACGUCCGAAUCGCAUCGUUGGACGCAAAUUUGCAUUUGGAACACGUGUGGCAAAACUGGCCACCGCAUGUUUUCCACCCCGCUUUCAAACCAGUCCUCAAAAUGACAAUCAAGUGCAGCCCUUCCUUUGGCAUUUUUGUCCCCUCCUCUGAAGGGCCGGACGAGUUGGCGUCCGUGGUCGUCCAGAGUGACACGGUGGGACUGGGAAUUCUGCGAACCGCGGACAAGCACCGCCGAAAAGGGUUCGCCAAAAUUCUGCUGGUGCACGCGACGAAAAUGAUGGGCGAGUGUGGCACGGGGCCCCUGGCUUACAUCUCGGCAGAAAAUUCCACAUCGAUCAAAAUGUUCAAGAAAAUUGGAUAUGAAAUUAUUGGUCAGACGCGAUGGAUCUCCAUCAGUGAAACGGAAGCAAAAAAUGAAAUCUGAAGAAUUACCAACGUAUGCAAAAAUCGAUAGGGGUAUACUUAAAACAUUCGGGGAACAGUGAUAGAAUUAUAAGUAUAAUCCACCCCCUAAAUUACGGAGAACAUUAAAAGUUUUUUGUAGUCGAGCCUUGAUUUAACA